Messenger RNA from Malaclemys terrapin pileata, 1400 nucleotides. It is a transcript of the gene FBXW4, whose product is annotated as F-box and WD repeat domain containing 4. Gene Ontology annotation, molecular function: protein binding. The transcript has 9 exons. Lineage: Eukaryota; Metazoa; Chordata; Testudines; Emydidae. Gene Ontology annotation, biological process: SCF-dependent proteasomal ubiquitin-dependent protein catabolic process. The record is from RefSeq and is a predicted model, not a curated record. Bases 83 to 1306 code for a protein of 407 amino acids. Gene Ontology annotation, cellular component: SCF ubiquitin ligase complex.
GGCUGCCCCCGUCCAUGGCUUGGCCUCCCCCAGGCAGCAGCAGCUCCGGCUCCCGGGGAGGAGGGGCAGGGGCUGCUGCUCCAUGGGGAGGAAGGGCAGCCCGCGGCCCCCCCAGGCCGAGGAGGGGUGCGGGCCCGCCCGCCCCUCCCUCCUGUGGGCCCUGCCCGAGGAGCUGCUGCUGCUCAUCUGCUCCUACCUGGACGCGCAGGCCCUGGGCCGGCUGGGCCAGGUCUGCCGGCGGCUGCGCGCCUUCUCCGGCCGGGACCUGCUCUGGAGGCGCAUAGCCCGCGGCUGCCUCAACUCCGGCUUCACGCAGCUCGGCGCCGACCUAGCGGCUGGCAUCCCAGUGAAGGAAAGGGUGAAGGUCUCUCAGAACUGGAGGCAUGGGCGCUGCCGGAGGGAAACGCUCCUGAAAUGGAAACGCAACCUGAUGCCCUGGAUGCAUUUAGAUGGCGAGUAUCUCUACCUGUCCCAGGCAGAAGACAUCCGGGCCUACCGGUUUCGUCCAGACAGUACUGGCCUACAACGCCGUCCUCAAGCCAUCUUCUCCGGCCACCAGGAAGAUGUGUGUCGAUUCGUUCUCGCCAGCUCCCACAUAGUCAGUGGAGGAGGUGAUGGAAAUAUCAUCCUCUCUAAAGUCCAUGGCUCCUUCAGCAUAAAGUUCUCUGCGCACGAGCAGGAGGUGAACUGUGUGGAUUGUCAAGGGGGCAUCAUCGUGAGCGGCUCCAGGGAUAGAACAGCAAAGGUUUGGUCCCUGUCCUCUGGCAGAGUUGGGCAUUGUUUACACACGGUGCAGACUGAGGACCGGGUCUGGUCCAUCGCCAUUAGUCCAUUAUUAAGUUCCUUCGUGACUGGGACAGCUUGCUGUGGACACACGUCUCCUCUGAGAACCUGGGACUUAGAGAGUGGGCAGCUGGUGACCUGCUUAGGGACCGAUUUCCACCGAGGAGCCGGAGUCCUGGACAUCGUCUACGAAACACCGUUCACCCUCCUGUCCUGCGGCUACGAUACCUACAUCCGGUCCUGGGACCUGCGCGUGAGCACGAGGAAGUGUGUCAUGGAGUGGGAGGAGCCCCACGACAGUGCCCUGUACUGCGUGAGGAGUGAUGGGAAUCACAUGAUUGCAAGCGGCUCCGCAUAUUACGGCGUGGUGCGGCUCUGGGACAAACGGCAGAGCAGGUGUUUGCAGAGCUUCUCGCUGUCCUCCCCCACCAGCAGCCCCGUGUACUGCCUCUGCUUCAGCACCACCCACCUUUAUGCUGCCCUGGCGUCUGCCCUGCACGCCCUGGACUUCACCGCCCCCUGAUGCCCGGGCCAAGGUCCUUCCCGCACCACAGCUGCCUCUGGCCGCUCCCAGGUUGGCAGGUCUGAUGCUCCGCUCAGGGAUUGCAGGGCGGGAG